UCCUUUUCAGUUGCCCAUCGCGCUCCUUAUCUACCUACCUGCCUCUGAGGAUGCCCAGACAGUAUGCCAGGAAAUCCCUUAUAGGGUUGACUCCAGGGAGAGUCAUGGAGCAUGCUGUAAAGCGGGUCGUCGAUGGUGAGAAGUCCAUUCGAAAGGUAGCAGAAGAUUUUGACAUUUCAAAGUCAACCCUGGCCAGGUAUGUGGUGAAGUAUCAGAACGAUACUGAAGCAAGAAUGGAACCGGCCUAUACGCACGCGCAGGUAUUCAAUACGGCACAGGAGAGCGAUCUGAAAAACUUUCUGUUAAAAUGUUCAGGCAUGUUCUAUGGUCUGACAACACGACAGACGAGGGAUCUGGCCUAUGAGCUGGCAGUGAAGAAUAGCCUGGCCCCCGAAAAAUGGAAAAGUGCGAAGACCGCGGGCGCAGAAUGGCUGAAGGGUUUCAUGUCACGUCACCCUGACCUCACCUUGAGAACUCCGGAAGCGACGAGUCUCGCUCGAUCUGCAGCUUUCAACCCGCAGAACGUCAAUGGCUUCUUCAACUCGCUGGAAGGUGUGCUUAAAGAGACAAAGGUAAACGGACAUCAAAUCUACAAUCUCGAUGAAACGGGCUGUACAACCGUCCAAAAACCACCGAGGGUUUUGGCACAGCGAGGCGCGAAGCAAGUCGGCCAAGUCACGUCCCAAGAGCGUGGAGAGCUCGUGACGAUGGUGGGGAUAGUGUCAGCCAGCGGCCAGGCACUUCCUCCGGUCUUCGUCUUUCCCAGGAAGACUUUGAGGGACUCGCUGAUGAUUGGGGCACCAGAAGGAUCUUGUGGUCUUGUCCACCAGUCAGGCUGGAUGACAAGUGAGAACUUUCCGCACGUUCUUGAUCACUUCGUGAAGUACAGCCACUCAUCCAAGCAAAGUCCCACUGUGCUUAUAAUGGACAAUCAUGUCAGCCAUAUCAGCUACGUGGCUCUGGAACACGCUAAGAAGAACGGCGUGUAUAUAGUCACGCUGCCACCGCACACAUCCCAGAAACUGCAGCCACUGGACAGGGCAGUGUACGGUCCGCUGAAGACAUACUUCAACUCCGCAGCGAACGGCUGGAUGCUUAAAAAUCCGGGAAGGAACAUCACCAUCCAUCACAUGGCGGAUCUUAUCGGAAUGGCCUGGAUGAAGGCGGCAACGCCGACCAACAUCACUGCAGGAUUUAAAGCGUGCGGCAUCUGGCCACUAGACAGGAGCAUCUUCUCGGAUGAAGCGUUCCUUCCAUCUGCGGUGACGGACAAUCCUUUUCCGGAAGAAGCCGGACCAGACCCAUCCGUCGAGCGAGGCGACGACACGGAGCUCGUCGGCUCGGAGCCAGGGCCGUCCAGCCAGAGAGGCGGCGACACGGAGCUCGUCGGCUCAGAGCCAGGGCCGUCCAGCCAGCGAGGCGGCGACACGGAGCUCGUCGGCUCGGAGCCAGGGCCGUCCAGCCAGCGAGGCGGCGACACGGAGCUCGUCGGCUCGGAGCCAGGGCCGUCCAGCCAGCGAGGCGGCGACACGGAGCUCGUCGGCUCGGAGCCAGGGCCGUCCAGCCAGCGAGGCGGCGACACGAAGCUCGUCGGCUCAGAGCCAGGGUCGCUGAGCUGGAAAAUAGCAUCACCAGAGCAGAUCCGAGGAUAUCCGAAAGCCGCCGCACGUCAAGGAAAGCGGAAGAGUGGAACGUCCAUUGUGGCUCGACACGCCAACUCGACACCAGAAAUGAAACGCCUAAAGUGUGUUAUGGAGAGCAAAAAUGCCAAGAAGCCGAAAGGCAAAUGUUCCGCCAAAGCUGCAAGGAAGCUAGUCGUAGAAAGCAAGGAGCGUCCUGGCUCCGACAGUGACGUCACAUGCCUGGUGUGCGGCAUGCGGUUUGACAGGUCUGCCGAGGAGUGGAUUCAGUGUGUAUCCUGUAAGGCGUGGGCGUGCGUUCCUUGCACGGAUGUCGAUCCUGGGCAGGUCACCUAUGUGUGUGACCUGUGCCGUGACCUGUAAGUGACCCCUCAGACUGGCAGUCUGACACAGUACAGCAUCAUUGUUCGCCGAAUUUGGCUGUGCAUACACUAAGUGUCUAUUAGUUCUUACGUUUGAUUAGUCAUUCAGUGUCAUUAGGCUAGUACAGAUACAAACGUUCUGUUUGGACGUGUCAUGUUUGUCUCAUUUGAGGAUCGGUAAGGCACGUCGGUGAUAUUGUGUGUGGAUCCAACUAAAUAUAUGCACCGCUUCAUAAACCGGAAUUACAUACAUCCUUGUUGAUGGGAGACAUUUUAUUAUUUUUAUUUAUGCCAUAUGUAUCCAUAGUGUUUUAUUUACAUCACCACCAGCAUAUAUGGGAAUGGGCCGGAAUUGAGUCGAUUAGAGCAACUGUUGCUCUAGACUAGGAUUUCGGAGGAUUAAUACUAUGGGGAAAUCCUCAAAAGAUCAAGGCAUUGCAUCGACCAGAAGGGAGCCAGCACUGCUAGGAUCGACACCUGGCCAGAGAGUCUCUGUUAUCACCUGGAAGGGCGCCGUUACUGGUAAGAGGGGCUCCGUUAUCGGUAGGAAGGGUCUCACAUUUAACUGGAGGGCCCCGUUACUAGACAGGAUAUGCUUUUACGACGAGGUAAAACGAAAAGUUAAGAUUUGUUGUAUUCAUUUGCGAGCAACCCAGGUCCUUGUCCCAUUUCUACCCAGCAUGUCCUAUUUCUCCACCCCACAUAUCCCAGUUCUCCUGUGCCUGUCCCAUUUCGCCACCAUUGCAACUUUUUAUUUAUGAUGAAAUAUUAGUUACUCUAUGGAUUAUAAAAGUCUCAGAAUAACAAGUCUUGUAGAGAAUUACUUGCUCUUUCCAAUGACACCAUUCGCAGCUAUAUAAUUUGCCUGUGUGGGUAUGUACAGGUGCUCAAAGUUGGUAUUGAAUUUUUGUCCCACUUCUCCCCACUCU
Amphibalanus amphitrite is the source of this 2931-nucleotide messenger RNA. RefSeq lists its product as uncharacterized. Gene Ontology annotation, molecular function: DNA binding. Lineage: Eukaryota; Metazoa; Arthropoda; Thecostraca; Balanomorpha; Balanidae. The record is from RefSeq and is a predicted model, not a curated record. Bases 51 to 2003 code for a protein of 650 amino acids. The transcript has a single exon. Gene Ontology annotation, cellular component: nucleus.